Messenger RNA from Branchiostoma floridae (Florida lancelet), 916 nucleotides. RefSeq lists its product as uncharacterized. The record is from RefSeq and is a predicted model, not a curated record. NCBI's taxonomy places the organism in Eukaryota, Metazoa, Chordata, Leptocardii, Amphioxiformes, Branchiostomatidae. Bases 28 to 528 code for a protein of 166 amino acids. The transcript is spliced from 4 exons.
CGAGGAUUCAUCCUGUGGACCUUUAUCAUGGCCGGGCUUGCAGCACUUCGGAGUACCUUCCUGACACGGCUCCCCGCCAGGUUCGUGCGGCAGUCGGGGGCGUCCCUGGUACCGUACGGGGGGAAGGGCCCGAACAUGGGCGACGGGAUCUCAGCUCGUCAUAUGUCAAGCGAGGGUGCGAAAGGAGGUGUAGGUGACGACAAGACUUCUGGAGGGUUCUUUUUUAAUGCUGAGAAAGCCUUCUCCGCCUCUCUUGUGUUCCGUGGUCAAGCUGAAAAGAUAGCCAACGAUGGCAAGCCUUUUGACAACUUCAUGCCCUUGUACUACCAGGUGGACGAAUCCUGGACAAACUACACGAUCCAGGUUGAUGUUUCUGAACCAAUCCAUAUUCGACCUGAUGGCCCGAUCGGACCGAUUUUUCCUCCGCUAUUCCUUGAGAUGACCGUACACUGGGGACCUGCACCGGCCACUCCAGAGCUGAAGAAUGCCAUGGUGAAGUUUUUGGGUGACAGUAAAGGAAAAAAAUAAACACAUCAUUAUCAACCGCAAAACUUGCUUAAGGAUGCCAAUACUAUUUGAGUUUUUUUCGUUAUGUUUCCUUUUAAUGAAAUUUCAAUGCUAAUGAUUCAUUUGGCCACGAGAAGUAAGGUGUAUUUAGAGCAACGAGGGUUAACUUGCUACAGAUAUCACUAUUGUAUAAGAGGUUUGAACAGUAUUAAAGAACUAACACCAAGUACUAGUAUUCCGCUUCGUACAUUUUUUGUGCAUUAUGUACGUAGUUGUCAAUCAUACCAUGAAAUAUCCGUCAAAGAUAUAAAACAGAGAUCAAACGCAUGGCUUCUUAUAUACUACAUAGUAAUACAAAAUAUAGGCUCUAAAUGUUUCUGCCUGGGCAAUUCCAUGCACGUUUGUUUAC